Molecule: messenger RNA, 2340 nt
Organism: Sesamum indicum (sesame)
Lineage: Eukaryota; Viridiplantae; Streptophyta; Magnoliopsida; Lamiales; Pedaliaceae
Product: ATP-citrate synthase beta chain protein 2
Biological process (GO): acetyl-CoA biosynthetic process; fatty acid biosynthetic process
Cellular component (GO): cytosol
Molecular function (GO): ATP citrate synthase activity
Source: RefSeq, a predicted model, not a curated record
ACCUUAGCCUUACAUUACAUGUACAGUAUAACAAAUACAUACACACAAAACACGCACAACUUGUAGUUUAAUAUUCCAACCCAAUCACUUGUGAGCUACCUGCACGUUGCCACCUCAACCCCCCCUCCACAUCUCAGCCCACCAAUAUACACUGUUCUAAUACCCUUAUAUAAAUCCCACUAACUCUCUGCUAGAUCAUACAUUCUUGUACUGCCGAUUUGUAUUCUUGUUGAGAAAAGGCAGAGGUGUUUCAGGCAGCACCAUGGCAACUGGACAACUUUUCUCGAAAACUACUCAAGCACUAUUUUACAAUUACAAGCAACUCCCAAUUCAGCGGAUGCUUGACUUUGACUUCCUCUGUGGGAGAGAAACUCCUUCUGUUGCUGGAAUCAUUAAUCCAGGUUCUGAAGGAUUCCAGAAACUAUUUUUCGGUCAAGAAGAAAUUGCCAUUCCAGUUCACUCGACCAUUGAAGCGUCUUGUGCUGCGCAUCCUACAGCUGAUGUUUUCAUUAACUUCGCCUCGUUUAGAAGUGCUGCUGCGUCAUCUAUGGCCGCUCUCAAGCAGCCAACCAUAAGAGUUGUGGCUAUUAUAGCUGAAGGUGUCCCUGAGUCCGACACAAAGCAAUUGAUUGCUUAUGCCAAGGCAAACAAUAAGGUUGUAAUUGGCCCUGCUACUGUUGGAGGUAUUCAAGCUGGAGCCUUUAAGAUAGGUGACACGGCUGGAACAAUUGAUAACAUAAUUCAGUGCAAGUUGUACAGGCCUGGAUCUGUUGGCUUCGUCUCCAAAUCUGGCGGCAUGUCUAAUGAAUUAUACAACACUAUUGCUCGGGUCACUGAUGGAAUCUAUGAAGGUAUUGCAAUUGGAGGAGAUGUGUUUCCUGGGUCGACACUUUCUGAUCAUGUCCUGAGGUUUAACAAUAUCCCUCAGGUCAAAAUGAUGGUUGUUCUUGGAGAACUCGGUGGACGUGAUGAAUAUUCUCUAGUUGAGGCCCUGAAACAAGGGAAAAUCAACAAGCCUGUGGUUGCCUGGGUCAGCGGAACUUGUGCUACGCUUUUCAAGUCAGAAGUGCAAUUUGGUCAUGCGGGGGCUAAGAGUGGUGGUGAGAUGGAGUCUGCACAGGCGAAGAAUCAAGCACUCAGAGAAGCCGGAGCAGUUGUUCCCACUUCUUAUGAAGCACUUGAAGGUGCAAUCAAGGAAACGUUCGAGAAAUUGGUUGAGGCUGGCAAAGUAUCGCCAGUGAAGGAGGUGACACCCCCUCAAAUACCCGAGGAUCUUAACACUGCAAUCAAGAGCGGAAAAGUCCGGGCUCCGACGCAUAUUAUUUCCACAAUCUCUGAUGAUAGGGGUGAAGAGCCAACCUACGCUGGCGUCCCAAUGUCCUCCAUUGUUGAACAGGGAUUAGGUGUGGGUGACGUCAUUUCUUUAUUGUGGUUCAAGCGGAGCCUUCCUCAUUAUUGCACACGUUUCAUUGAGAUUUGCAUCAUGUUGUGUGCUGACCAUGGUCCCUGUGUCUCUGGUGCUCACAACACCAUUGUGACGGCUAGAGCUGGAAAAGACCUUGUUUCCAGUCUUGUUUCAGGUUUAUUGACUAUUGGUCCCCGAUUCGGUGGUGCUAUCGAUGAUGCUGCUCGAUACUUCAAGGAUGCUUAUGACAAGGGUCUUUCACCUUAUGAAUUUGUCGAAAGCAUGAAAAAGAAAGGCAUUCGAGUUCCUGGUAUUGGGCACAGAAUCAAGAGGGGAGACAACAGAGACAAGAGAGUAGAACUACUACAACGGUUCGCACGCUCCAAUUUUCCGUCCGUGAAAUACAUGGAAUACGCUGUUGAAGUCGAGACAUACACGCUCUCAAAAGCGAACAACCUAGUCCUGAACGUCGAUGGUGCCAUCGGUUCCCUAUUCUUGGAUCUUCUUGCAGGCAGUGGCAUGUUCACAAAGCAAGAAAUCGAUGAGAUUAUUGCGAUUGGUUACCUCAAUGGUCUCUUUGUGCUCGCUCGUUCCAUUGGUCUCAUCGGGCAUACGUUCGACCAGAAGAGACUGAAGCAACCUCUCUACCGCCACCCGUGGGAAGAUGUUCUCUAUACCAAGUGAAAUUUUUACACACGGAAACUUGCUAAAAUCCUGCGGUCUCCACGACGCACAAUCCUCAUCAGAGGUUUCCGUUACUGUCUUGUUGUGCCAUUUUCAAGUCUUCUUUUAAGUAAUUCUACUGCUAACUAAAAGAGCAGAUCUGAGUGCUUGUUUUGUAAGUUGUUAACAACAGUCGCCAAGAGUUCUUUUAAGUUGUAGCUUCACCAAGAAAUAACACAUAUAAUCCAUUGUUUCACUUAUUGAAGAAAGCA